This is a messenger RNA of Macadamia integrifolia, 1119 nucleotides long. RefSeq names its product protein FAR1-RELATED SEQUENCE 5-like. Bases 1 to 1119 code for a protein of 372 amino acids. NCBI's taxonomy places the organism in Eukaryota, Viridiplantae, Streptophyta, Magnoliopsida, Proteales, Proteaceae. The record is from RefSeq and is a predicted model, not a curated record. The transcript has a single exon.
AUGGAGAAUUUUAGCAUGAAUGAUGUGAGUGAACCUAUAUUUGGGAUGUUAUUCAAUUCAGAACAUUAUGCAUAUGAUUACUACAACAGAUUUGGACGGGCAAUGGGAUUUAGUGUUAGGAAACACUUUAUGAAUAAGAGCAAGAAAGACAAGAUGACUAUAACAUCUAGGGGAUUUGUCUGUUCAAAAGCUGGUUGUCGAUUGAGUGACAAGCGAGACAUGAAUACUGUUAACCCCCGAGCUGAGACAAGAACAAAUUGCCAGGCACGAAUGAACAUAUGUUUGGUUGAUGAUGGAAAAUACAAAUGCUGUGAAUUUGUGAGGGAACAUAAUCAUGAGCUUCAUAGCACAACAACAGUUCAUAUGCUGCGUUCACAGAGGAAGAUGUUAGACAUACAUAGGCAUGAAAUUGAUUUGGCAGAUGACUCGGGGAUCAUGCCUAGAUCCACAUUUGAGUUGAUGGGUAGGCAGGCUGGUGGGAUAGAAAACCUUAGUUGUUUGACCCAAGAUGUUAGGAACUAUCUCCGCACUAAAAGACAGCGUGCCUUGACAUAUGGUGAGGCAGGUAGUUUGAUGAAGUACUUUGUUACCCAAACUAGGACCAACCCAUCUUUCACAUACUCGUUUCAACUGGAUAAUGAAGAACAAAUAACUAACAUAUUUUGGGCUGAUCCAAAGAUGAUCAUUGACUACGCACAUUUUGGAGAUGUAAUCAGCUUUGACACUACAUUUCGCACCAACAAAGAGUGUAGGCCGUUUGGGUUGUUUGCUGGAUUCAAUCAUCAUAGAGGGUGCACUGUAUUCGGGGCUGCACUUUUAUAUGAUGAGACAGCGGAAUCUUUCGAAUGGCUGUUUGAGGUAUUCGCUGAAGCACAUGGUGGAAAGAAGCCUAAAACUAUAUUCACGGAUCAAGACAAAGCUAUGGCUAGAGCAUUAAAAGAAGUGUGGCCUCAGACAUGGCAUGGAUUGUGUACUUGGCACUUAAUGCAGAAUGGCAUUACACAUUUGGGUCAUAUGAUGAAAGAUGGCUCCAAGUUUCUUACAGAUUUAAAGAAAUGCAUAUACCAAUACGAUGUGGAAGAUGAAUUCGAGACAGCAUGGUAUAAUUUGCUACACUAG